CUGCACCGAAAGAGAUACAUACAAUUACAGUGCUUUUCAAAUCAGACAAAUGUCCAGUUUAAAGCGAAAUUCAAGUUCACUGUGUUCAAUUCUCGAAAUGAGGAAAUUCCAACAACUGUGUAUACUGGCACGCAACAGUUACACGGUUAUUUCGAGUACAUUCGAAGGGAUUUACUGAUCAGUCACGUGCAUCCAUCAGAUGAACUUCAGCUAGUACUGAACAUGACCGUCACCUUCGAUACAAUAACGAGGACUAGUCAGGCGCCAAAAGUCCUAGGACCUCCAGAACCAAAGUUAUCAGAGGUGACAAGAGAUCUCGAGUCAAUAUUCAAAGAUGCUAAACUUUCUGACUUCACGAUCGUUGUGGGAGAUAAAGAAAUCCCUGUUCAUAAGGUCGUGCUGUCUGCUCGAUCUCCAGUUUUUGCUGCUAUGUUGGAGCCACACACGGAGGAGGCUAAAACUAAUAGAGUUAUUCUUGAAGAUAUAGACUACGAGGUAAUGCAAGAAUUGUUGAUGUAUAUGUACUCUGGUCGUUCCCCAAACAUACAAUCCAUGGGACUGGAAUUGUUGGCAGCUGCGGAUAGAUUUCAGCUACCCGGCCUGAAGGAAAUGGCGGAUCAUGUUCUACGGAAUGGAUUAAUUGUUGACACUGCCUGUAAAUUUCUCGUCUACGCUGAUAUGUAUAACUCAACCGAAUUGAAAAACGAGGCAGUGAGAUUUAUUGCGCAGAAUAUCAACAGCGUCAUACAGACUGACACUUGGGCUGAACUGACUCGAGAUCAUGGCUGUUUAGUGACAGAAAUCGUCGCCCACAUGUCUAAUGAACGAAAAUCGAAUGCAGGGAGUAUGAACAGUAGCUCUAAUUCAAUGCAUGCGAUGUCGCUGAGUACAUCCGGUUAG
This is a messenger RNA of Cylicostephanus goldi, 900 nucleotides long. The record is from the annotation of a GenBank genome assembly. NCBI's taxonomy places the organism in Eukaryota, Metazoa, Nematoda, Chromadorea, Rhabditida, Strongylidae.